AUGCGUGUACGUGCGUGUACACUGUACGACAAGAGCGGAGCGGAGCUCAUUUCCAAACUCACCACCAAGAGCACAAGAGACUCCAAGCAAACCAUGCUCAAGAAGUGGCUUCUCCCAGUCUGCAUUGCUGCUGUGGGACUCGUGGCUACCUCUGCCGACGACCUCGACGCUCGAGCCAACUCCAUCGUCGAGAACUUCACUGAAAACCAGGUCGUUGGCCAACUGGCGCAGAUCGCCGUCUUUGCUCUGCUGAACGAGGAUUAUUCCUUGAACGAAGACCUGGUGCGCUACUACGCCAAGCGCCAUGUCGGGUCAUUUUUGACCACACCGUUCACGAACGGCCCCAACGAACUCACCUUCGCCGUUGGCUGGAACGUUGCCGAGUGGCGUAAUAUCAUCACCCGCAUCCAAGAGAUCGUCAUGGAAGAGAACGAUGGCAUCCCGAUGAUCUUCGGCAUUGACUCGGUCCACGGUGCUGGUUUCGUUUUGAACACUACUCUGUUCGGCGCUCAAAUCAACGGCGCCGCCACCUUUAACCCGGACUUGGUCUACGAAAUGGGUCGCGUCACUGGCCAGGACACGCAGGCUGCUGGAAUCCCCUGGAUAUUUGGCCCUAUUCUCGAGAUCUCAAGCAACCCGUUGUGGGCACGCACCUACGAAACCUUUGGAGAAGAUCCUCAUCUCGUGUCGCUAUUGACGCUGGCGUUAUGA
Molecule: messenger RNA, 711 nt
Organism: Phytophthora infestans T30-4
Lineage: Eukaryota; Oomycota; Peronosporomycetes; Peronosporales; Peronosporaceae
Product: glycoside hydrolase, putative
Exons: 3
Coding region: 1-711 (236 amino acids)
Biological process (GO): glucan catabolic process
Molecular function (GO): beta-glucosidase activity
Source: RefSeq, a predicted model, not a curated record